Messenger RNA from Anopheles funestus (African malaria mosquito), 3783 nucleotides. It is a transcript of the gene Rab5, whose product is annotated as ras-related protein Rab-5B. Gene Ontology annotation, molecular function: GTP binding; GTPase activity. NCBI's taxonomy places the organism in Eukaryota, Metazoa, Arthropoda, Insecta, Diptera, Culicidae. Bases 375 to 1025 code for a protein of 216 amino acids. The record is from RefSeq and is a predicted model, not a curated record. The transcript is spliced from 6 exons.
GCGUUCGGGUUGGCCGUGUAGUACACAAACGGUUUGGUGCUGGUUGGACGUUGACGCGAGACCGAACUUGCACGUUGAAAGUUUCACCAUCUUCCGUAGGCCUUGACGUAGCGACGUGCCGUUUAGCAGUAGCAAGCAUAUUUCUCUCCACCGCCUUGGUCAGCUGGUGCAGAAAGUUCGUAGGAUAAAGUUAUCCUACCACACGAAUACAAUACGCACGGUUCGACGCUUGUUGCACGCGGUUACUAAGUACAGUGUGUGAAUUUCCAGUGGCUCAGUUGAUUACCCACCCUUGGGCAGCUCCAGUGUACUAAAGGUUCUAAAGGGAAGGAUCUGUAAUAUCGGUUAGCGUAGCGUUUCGUCCUAUCGAAUCGAUGGCAUCGAGUCCGCGAGCCGGUGGCGCAGCGCAGCGCCCAAACGGUGCCACACAGAAUAAAAUCUGUCAGUUCAAGCUCGUCCUGCUGGGCGAAUCAGCGGUCGGCAAAUCAUCGCUGGUGUUACGCUUCGUCAAGGGCCAAUUCCACGAAUACCAGGAAAGUACGAUCGGUGCCGCUUUCCUCACACAAACCCUCUGCAUCGAUGAUACGACAGUGAAGUUCGAGAUUUGGGACACUGCUGGACAGGAAAGGUAUCACAGUUUGGCGCCCAUGUACUACCGAGGUGCACAGGCCGCGAUCGUGGUGUACGAUAUUCAAAACAGUGAUAGCUUUGCGAGGGCCAAAACGUGGGUCAAGGAGCUUCAAAGACAGGCAUCGCCAAACAUUGUGAUUGCAUUAGCCGGUAACAAGGCCGAUCUGGCGAACAGUCGUGUAGUAGACUACGAGGAAGCCAAGCAAUACGCGGACGACAAUGGGCUACUAUUUAUGGAAACAUCCGCCAAGACGGCCGUCAAUGUGAAUGAUAUAUUCCUUGCAAUAGCUAAAAAGUUACCCAAGAACGAGGGUGCCGGACCGCAGCAAAACAUUAGACCAACGCAAAACGAAACCAAUAGGCAGAACAGCGGCUGCUGUGCUGUGAGCAAGUGAUGUUAUUCAGCAGCAAAUGGACUGUUGAAGAAUGCGUGUGAAAACUGCUGCAUGAAAAAUUGUAUAAUGGUAAUUAUCGUUAUGUUGAAGCCGGUGGUGAAGAUAAUGCCGGCCGGUAUGAUAAAGCUGAUGAGCAAAUUGAUAGGAAGUAAGACCGAUUCCAAACUAGUUAUGGCAUACCAGAAAACAGUAAAGCAUUAUAUUUAAAGGAAGAAAAAAAACACACACACAUACACACAACAAAACAAAACAAAAAAAUGUAGAAACGACAAAAAGGACAAAAAAAUCAAACAAAAAAAAAAACCAACACACACAGAAGAUCAUCUGCAGAAACGAACAAAACUCACACAUGAAAGCAUUGUGGCUGAUGGAGCAGUUAAGGUAAACAAAUGUGGAAGGAUAAAUUAUGAUGUGCUGCAGGAUCAGAUUGAUUGAGAUUGUUGGAGAGAUUGUGCAGAAUGAGCGGGGGUUCCUGGCACCGGUCGGUUUAGUUUAAUUGGGAUGUGUAGAAAGCAGAUAUUUUAUUUGAGUCUACGCGGUGAAAUGAUAAUAUAAUAGUAAUAUUAAUAUUCACUCUAUACUACUAGCAACGAGCCGCCACCCCCCAAAAUAAAGCAUACCAUCAUAUGUAACACGCGGCACUCAUGCCAAGCCUAUCAACCUAAACCUAAAACGGAUAAACCAAACAACUGGCAACACAGAUCGCAGUAAAGUACCAAGUACGCUUGGCGGAGAAUAAUUGUGAACUCAACUCACCAUUGACGAACAAACAAAGAAAAGAAGACAAACAAAAAUAUAACGAAUGCAACAUCACGCUCCGGAUGAUCAGAAUCGUGCAACUGCUGACGAGCGAUAUCUAAUACCUUUGUGCACUUCAAUUUCCUAUUUCAUAACAUUGGUUCAUGUGACAAAUUCUUUCGAUAGACGACACAAAAAAAAAACAAUACUGUUCACUAGCUGCCUAGUGCUAUUUAUUUUAUGAAUUCUGUUGCAUUUGUGAUCCAACUCUUUACUAGAUGUGAUCCGUUUUGUCUUAUUUUGUCUCGUGUACGCGUGCCACCAAGAAGUAUUUAGUCGUACGUAUCAACUAACGCGAGCUGUUUGCAAAUGGAACAUGAAACAUGUCUUACCACGUUCGGUAUUCACUUGUUUUGUCAAUCGUUUGUUAAACUAACGAUCGUUUGCUUGAUUACUGGUGUUUUGCAUAUGAAUGUAUUUCAUUUUGCAAAAUUUGAAAUAAAAUUGAUCGUUACGAUCCAAUGCCUCGUAUGUUCGGGUGCGGCCUCCACGAUCGAACUCGAUCAAUUCCAUUUCGGCAAACAAUUUGUAAGGUGAUGGAAACGGAUUGGAUGAGCGGUAUGGUUGCUAAUACAUAGGAAAGAAAAGCUAUCAAACAAAACUCAAUACCGUACUAUGGGACGCUGGGAAGGUAGACGAAUAUUAGGUUAAAUUAAUUUAACAAUUUGAUCAGUCAAUCAGUGCACAGAUACACACAAACACACACACAUAAGUGAACAGGAUCCCAAAAUGCAAGUUGCAAGUUUUGUACUAUAGUAAGGUUUGCAGAAAUUAUCUGAACAUUUUGAAACCAUUUUCAAAGCUUUAUGUUUUGUGUGCGCUAAGCUGCAUAUUUGGAGGAUAUAGUUAAGAACGAUGGUGGGCAACAUUUAGGUGAAACAAAAAAAAAACUGUGUAAAGUAAAACAAACAGGGAAAACAAAAGAAGUACUAUCCAACACUUUCCGUGCUCUAUUCGUUGUUGUUUAAUGUGACACCUUUUGUAAACCAAUUCCCCGUAACCGUUGUUUUUUGGGAGAGUAUCAUCUCUGUUGGAUGGCGUGUGAUUUCUUCACACUACUGAAUGCAGUGCGAGCGUUGCGAUGAGGCGUUUUAGAGAUCCAGACGUAGGCUUUUCUAGACUUACUACGUUACUAUCAAGCAGCCUGGAUAGUUAGUCCUUAGUACGGGCGGGUUCAGUCCAGAUUAGAGGAAAAAUCGAAAACCCACAGUUCCGAGGCCGCGAAAGGUUCAACACCAUGAGAUCCUUUUAAUUACCAUGCCGUUUAAAUUUGCAAUAGUGUGCAAUUGAUGAUGCUACGCAUUACACCCCACAUCCGUUGGAGAGCGCUCGGUUGAAAUAAAUCGAAAAUAAAUAGACCUAAAAGACGCAAGCGACACGUAUUUAUAAAUCGCGGAGUUAACAAAACAUUCUUAUUGGCAUUAACAGUAAACAAGGCUCCUCCGGUGCUAGUAGUAACUAGAAGCAACAAAAAAACAAAACCUUCAUUACACACAAUCACACACAUACGACGAUACAAAACCAACCAUUUUUCCUUAAUUAGAACACACAACAUAUGGAGAAUAAUUAUUAAAACAGAAACAAAAUAACGUUGCAACUUAUGGAGUGAAUGCAGAACAGCAUUUGUGCGGCAUCGGGUGGUAGCUGCUAGCCGUUUUUCACCAAUUGGCCCAGUGCGUUGGAAUCUUUUUACACGACAGAAAAUGGAAGCAUCGUUCAAGUUGCGCAUGGCGUGCGUGUUUAGUGCACAGCGGGUGUACCACUGGUACAGGCAAGAUGGCACACAACAGACACACAAAAUGCAUGUAUAAUUCUACCAACCACCCGCCACAACAACUACAAACCCAAGAACUAAAUCAAACACGCUGCAGAAAAGUGCUAUAAUUGCGGGAUGUGCGGUGCACCGACGUUCGAAGUUGAAGUCAAUAAAGAGAAACAUGAUACAUUCUGUACAGUUAAA